Messenger RNA from Zerene cesonia (dogface butterfly), 712 nucleotides. RefSeq names its product cuticle protein 16.5-like. NCBI's taxonomy places the organism in Eukaryota, Metazoa, Arthropoda, Insecta, Lepidoptera, Pieridae. The transcript has a single exon. The record is from RefSeq and is a predicted model, not a curated record. The coding region runs from base 59 to 622 and encodes 187 amino acids.
UUUCAGAUUUGCGUCUAGCAUCAAUCAACAAUUGUUCGUUGAAGCAACAUAUUCCAACAUGUUCAAGUUCAUAGUAGUUUGUGCCUUUAUCGCAGUCGCGGCGGCGUCACCGGACCUGCUCAUCAGACCUCAACUAACAUACUCCACUGGAAUCGCUCCCGCUGUGACGACUUACAGCACGGCUAGCGGCUACAUCAAUACCGCUCCCGUCGUGUACUCUUCACCUGUAGCUUACUCCAACUACGGCUACACGCAUCUCAUCAAGAAGCGCUCGCCCGGCUUCCUCGCCCCUGUUGCCACCUCGUACUCCAGCUUUGGCGCUCCCCUUGUGAGCACGUACUCCGCUCCGUUCGCCACAUACGGCGCCGCUCCCAUCGCCACCUACGGCGCGCCGCUCGUGCACUCCGCGCCCGUCUACUCCACCGCUCACUUGAUCAAGAAGCGCUCCGCUCCCCUGAUCGCCGCGCCGGCCUCCUUCAUCGCCCCAGCCUCCUACUCUGCUCCUUUGGUGUCCACCUACUCCAGCUACCCUAGCUACUCUAGUUACCCUGCCGCAACCAUAGUCUCAACUCCUUACAUCUCGUCCGGACCUUACGCUUACACUCAAUUCAUCAAAAAAUGAACGCAUUCCAAUAACUACGGAAUGUCAUAACAAAAGUCACAAGAAAUCAAUUUUUGGGUUUGUAAAAAUAAUGUAAAUAAAAUUUUACAU